AUGGUCUCCCCCGAAUACAGGUUCGAGAAGUCUCUCUACGACCUCAUCAAGGGUCUGCGCAAUCACAAAGGCGGCGAAGAUGAGUACAUCCAAGCCUGCCUGCGGGAGUGCAAGGUGGAGAUCAAAACACAGGACAUGGACAAGAAAGCUACGGCCCUCCUGAAGCUCAUAUACUUGGAAAUGUUUGGGUAUGACAUGUCGUGGGCAUCCUUUCACGUCCUAGAGGUCAUGUCGUCGGCCAAAUACCUUCCGAAACGCGUCGGCUAUCUUGGAGCCGUACAGAGCUUUCGCCCGGAUACAGAGGUUCUGAUGCUGGCAACAAAUUUGCUGAAGAAGGACAUUGCCUCCGCCAGCAUCCCCAACAUGUCGCUACCCUUGAUCACAUUACCCCAUUUCAGCACGCCCUCGUUGGCCAUGUCUGUGCUGUCGGACAUCCUAUCGCGCCUCUCCCAUUCCAACCCCGUGGUGCGCAAGAAGACCAUUGUCUGUCUCUAUCGGCUUGCCUUGGUCUAUCCAGAGGCCCUGAAACUGGCAUGGCCCAAGAUCAAGGAUCGCCUCAUGGAUGACGAGGAGGAUAGCAGUGUGACCUCGGCAGCGAUUAAUGUGGUCUGUGAGCUUGGCUGGCGGCGACCCCAUGAUUUCCUUCCCCUGGCCCCGAGAUUUUUCGAGCUGCUUGUGGACAGUGGCAACAAUUGGAUGGCAAUCAAAAUCAUUAAACUGUUCGCAACGUUAACGCCACUCGAGCCGCGAUUAACUCGCAAAUUGUUGCGGCCGUUGACUAAUAUCAUUCAGACCACGUCGGCCAUGUCCCUCCUGUAUGAGUGCAUCAAUGGCAUUAUCCAAGGCGGGAUCCUGGAUGGGGAAGACGGUCUCCAAGAACGCGACGAUGUGGCCUCCCUGUGUGUAGGAAAGUUGAGGGGCAUGAUCGUGAUGGAUGCCGAUCCCAAUCUCAAGUACGUCGCUCUGCUCGCAUUAAACCGAAUCGUCGCUACACACUCUGAAUUAGUUGCCAUGCAACAAGAUGUCAUUAUGGAUUGCCUGGAUGACGCGGAUAUCUCUAUUCGACUGCAGGCAUUGGAUCUAGCGGCAGGAAUGGUCACAAGCGAUACUCUACAGCCGGUGGUCAACCGCCUCGUAGAUCAGUUACGGUUAGCCCCAAGCUCGACGUCGAGACCUUCAUCGAGCCACAUAGCGGAGGAUCCAGAUGAUGACAGGAGGCUAUCAGACCAAGUCUCAUCUGCAAUGUCGGCCGCCUUACCCAGCGACUAUCGGAUCGAGGUUCUACAUCGAGUUCUGGACAUGUGCUCGCACAAUAACUACUCAGAAAUUGUCGAUUUCGAGUGGUACGUUGGCAUUUUGGUGCAGCUGAUUGGCCUGCUCCCACCUUCGGAACCCCAGGAUCACUGGAUGCAGACUCAUCCCGACCCGGAGGCGACAACUCACUCAAGGACGGACGUUGCUUUCCGAAUCGGGUCGGAGAUUCGUAACCUCGCGGUUCGUGUGAGGGGGGUGCGGUUAGAAACCACCAGAGCUGCAGAGUCCCUCAUUCUCAUUGACAAUCGAUCAACGCUCUUCCCUGCCGGUUCAAUCCUCGGCGAUGGGGUUCUGGGCCCCGCUGCGUGGGUAGUGGGCGAAUUUGCAGACUAUCUCUCUUCUCCUAGUCGAUGUCUCCAGUCCUUGAUUGACAUGUCUCAUGCCACGCUACCUGCGAGAACCCUUUCCCUCUUCCUACAGGCGAUACCAAAGGUAUUAGUACAAGUGAGCCGAAGUGGUCAGCAAGGAGCUCCCUCGUGGAGAAGCGAGAUAUCGCUCCUGUUGGCCCGGGUGGUGGAAUUUCUCGACGCAUUGGCCGCUCACCCAGAUCUAGAUGUUCAAGAGCGCGCCAUUGAGUUCUUGGAGAUCCUCCGCCUAGCCGCCGAGGCAAUGCAAUCGGGGGGGGAAGAUAUGCCGUUCCUUCUGGCCUCGGUUAUCCCGAGCCUGUUCACGGGUCUCGAACUGAACCCCGUUGCGAGCACUGCCCAGAAGAAGGUUAUCCUUCCCGACAGUCUCCGUCUAGAUGAGGCAUUCAAUGACAAUUUGCCGACCCUUCUCCACGACCGGGAUUAUAUAUCUCUCGAAACCAGCGACCCCGAUAUCUUCCAGGAUUUUUACUAUGUGCCAGAUCGCACCCUGAUCUCUCAUAAACCGUCUCACGAUGUUACGCCAGCUGAUGUGCCACUCAAUCCAUCAUAUCAGAACUUCCCGGAUACAGGCGACAUGGAGAGGCGACGAGUUGAGCGCCGGGAACGUUUCAGGGAUGACCCCUUCUACAUUGCUCCCUCUGAUGCGUCGUCGGGCGGUUCAACGCCGUUCCAUGAGAUUCUCAAUACCUCGAAUGGCGAUGGCUUGGAUAUCGACUCCAUCCCCAUUGUUGACCUGAAGUUAGGGGAUGAAUCUUCCGCCCCACCAGGUCAAGCGCCACGCCGGGACCGACGACCCCGUCCUCGGAAGAUGGAAGUCGCCGGGGACGAAACAUUUGGAACGGAGGAUCUGUCUGGCGGGGAUGCUACAUUCGGGACCGCUGGCAGGUCUACGGGGCAGACUCGCUCUCUCCUCCAGGUGGACUCGAGUGGACUCGGGCAGCUUUCAUUCGCCGGCAAUGACCAGGCACAGUCCCACCUGUCCGCAGACGAGGGAGAGACUGAGAUGAUCAAGGCCAUGCAGCGCGUGGAGGAGGUGCGUCUGCGGAUGCAGCGAGCAUCUGAGCGGAUCCAGCUCGAGGGCACGCCCGCCGAGGGAACGCUGGUGAAGAGGAAGAAGAAGAAGAAGAAGAAGAAGGAUGGCGCAGAGUCCGUAGAGACAUCUGGCCCAAAGAAAAAGAAGAAGGGCUCGGCCACGUCUCCGACCGGUUGA
This is a messenger RNA of Penicillium lagena, 2892 nucleotides long. RefSeq names its product putative AP-3 complex subunit delta. The record is from RefSeq and is a predicted model, not a curated record. The transcript has 6 exons. Bases 1 to 2892 code for a protein of 963 amino acids. Gene Ontology annotation, cellular component: AP-3 adaptor complex; membrane coat; endosome membrane. Lineage: Eukaryota; Fungi; Ascomycota; Eurotiomycetes; Eurotiales; Aspergillaceae. Gene Ontology annotation, biological process: Golgi to vacuole transport; protein targeting to vacuole.